Messenger RNA from Capsicum annuum, 2369 nucleotides. RefSeq names its product ferrochelatase-2, chloroplastic. Lineage: Eukaryota; Viridiplantae; Streptophyta; Magnoliopsida; Solanales; Solanaceae. Gene Ontology annotation, molecular function: protoporphyrin ferrochelatase activity. The record is from RefSeq and is a predicted model, not a curated record. Gene Ontology annotation, biological process: heme biosynthetic process.
UUUUAUACGUCGUUAUUUAAUCGGGCAUAAAAUUUAAAAAGUAAAAAAAAAAUUUAAUAAUAUUUAUUAAAUUGUUCUUUAUUAAAAAAUAUACUACUAUCUUUUUUUAGUUAAGUGGAAUAAAUAAAAAUAAAAAGGUAAUUAUAUUUUUAAAUAAUUACUAAAUAAGAAAUAAUGAUAAUUUUUUAAAAAUAAAUAAAUAAAAAAACGAUCACACAUGGAACGAGGAGCAAUACUUAUUUUCAAAACAAAAACAAAACCAAAACAAAUCAAAUUAUCAGUUGGUCAAGUUUUCAGGAAGCAUUUCAUAGGCAAUUCUCCCCCUAGGACUGACUAGUCAGCAAUGGUGAUUAUCUGCCGUGAAAUAUCUCCUUUGCCGGCGAACUGCAUAUCGUAUUCACCUUUUGUUCAAGUGGAUAGUUGUUUACCCAGUGCUGCUUCUUGUUUAAGGUUCCCACCCAAGAAUUAUUCACUAGUAGCUAGAUGCUCCUUGAAACCAUCUAUAAUGCGUGGAGCAUUGGUCACUUCUACGCCUCAACAAGUGGAGGUCUCCACAUAUCCUGUUAUUGGUGAAGCCAAAAUUGGUGUUUUGUUGCUUAAUCUUGGUGGUCCUGAAACUCUUGAAGAUGUCCAGCCCUUUUUAUUCAAUCUUUUUGCUGAUCCAGAUAUUAUUCGACUGCCAAGAUUGUUUCGGUUUCUGCAAAGACCACUGGCCCAAUUCUUAUCUGUUGCUAGAGCACCCAAGAGCAAAGAAGGUUAUGCUUCAAUUGGUGGUGGUUCUCCUCUUCGACGGAUAACUGAUGCUCAGGCUGAAGCCUUGAGAAAAGCUCUGUGGGAAAAGAAUAUGCCUGCAAAGGUGUAUGUUGGUAUGCGCUACUGGCAUCCAUUCACAGAAGAAGCCAUUGAACAGAUUAAAAGGGAUGGUAUCACAAAGCUUGUUGUGCUCCCGCUUUAUCCACAGUUUUCAAUAUCUACGAGCGGUUCAAGCCUUCGUCUAUUAGAGAGUAUAUUUAGGGAGGAUGAGUAUCUUGUUAACAUGCAACACACAGUAAUACCCUCCUGGUAUCAACGGGAAGGAUAUAUCAAAGCCAUGGCAGAUUUGAUGGAAAAAGAGUUGAAAAGUUUUGAACGUCCUAAGGAGGUGAUGUUAUUCUUCAGUGCUCAUGGUGUACCACUUGCAUAUGUAGAGGAAGCAGGUGAUCCGUACAAGGCUGAGAUGGAGGAAUGUGUGGACUUGAUAAUGGAAGAACUUGAGAAGAGAAGGGUACAUAAUGCAUAUACUUUGGCCUAUCAGAGUAGGGUUGGACCUGUUGAAUGGCUGAAACCAUAUACAGAUGAGACAAUAAUUGAGCUUGGGAUGAAAGGGGUAAAGAGUAUUCUUGCCGUGCCAAUAAGUUUUGUAAGUGAGCAUAUUGAGACAUUAGAGGAAAUUGAUGUUGAAUACAAGGAGCUAGCAUUGGAGUCUGGAAUUCAGAAUUGGGCACGUGUUCCUGCCCUAGGUGUUGAACCCACUUUCAUCUCGGAUUUGGCAGAUGCAGUGAUUGAAAGUCUUCCAUAUGUAGGAGCAAUGGCAGUCUCAAAUCUUGAAGCUCGCCAGUCAUUGGUCCCUCUUGGCAGCGUGGAAGAGCUGUUGGCAGCAUAUGAUUCACAGCGCAGGGAGCUUCCACCUCCUGUAACAGUCUGGGAAUGGGGUUGGACAAAAAGUGCAGAGACGUGGAGGAAGAGCAGCUAUGUUGGCAGUUCUUGUCCUGCUGGUGCUAGAAGUAACAACUGGAGAAGGAUUCCUGCACCAGUGGGGUAUACUGCCUAUCCCGCUAGCCCCUUACAUCGUACUCUCUCGCUUGUCCUCUUUGAGAAGAAAGUUCUUCCCUCCCGUCCCUGCUGUCUUGCACAUGCAUUAUACAAUUCACAAUAAGGUGGCUGGCUGUUGAGAUGUUGAAAAAGACAGAAAUCAGGAAUGAAUUAAGUAGUAAUAGAAUAGCUAAUCCUUAGAAUGUGCAUCCACUCUUCUCUUCUGUUACCAUAUCGUUCUUCUUUAGUCUAUUUGGCAAACACAACCUCCAUUUCAUUCCCUAAGAGGCCAAGAGAGCAGGUUUUGUGAGAUAUACAGUACAUUGAACUGAAACAGGUAUUCUGAUGGAUAGAGAAGGGUGAGGAAGAUCGUAGGUAAAAUGAAGAAAAGAAACAAAAGAACAAAUUCAUCUUCGAAGGUUUGUCAUCCCUCUGUAAUUUAUAGCAUCUACAUUUCAGCUGUAAAUUUUCCUCUUUUGCUCAAAUCUGUCAUAUGAAUUCCAAAUCCAUGUUGUAACAAUUCUAUGUAUAAGUGCAUAUCGAUUGAAUCCCUAAGAAGCAAGAACAAUACUGUGGCA